UCAUAAUUUUGGAACACUUCCGAUCCUAUGUGCGUAUCAACCUUUAAUGUCGUUGUCGCCAUAACCUGUAAUUUUACCCGUUAAAAAGGCAAAAUACUGAUUAAAUCUGUAAUACUAUCUUUCUAAAGAUGAGUCGCUUUUUUGCUACUGGAUCAGAUUCUGAAUCUGAUAGUGCCUCUGAAGAGGAACAGGUUCAACGAGCACCAACUACAGCUUUCACCUUCAGCGAUGAGGAAGAAGAGACCAAGAGAGUUGUACGAUCGACGAAAGAAAAGAGAUAUGAAGAAAUUGCUAAUCUCAUCAAGCUUAUAAGAAAUUACAAAAAGAUCAAAGACAUGAGCAGCAUGUUGUCCAGUUUUGAGGAUUUGAUGCGUGCAUACCAAAAGGCAUUGCCCGUAAUAGCGAAAGAGGAAGGUGGUCAGACGCCACGUUUUUAUAUCAGAUGUUUAGUCGAAAUGGAAGACUUUAUUAACGAAGUGUGGGAAGAUCGCGAAGGUCGUAAAAACAUGUCAAAAAAUAAUUCGAAAUCGUUAACUUCAUUGCGUCAGAAGCUUCGUAAGUAUAACAAAGACUUCGAGGAAGAUAUAGCAAAAUUCAGAGAAAAUCCAGAUCAGGAUGAUGACGAGGAGGAAGAAAAACCCGAGGAAGUUGUCGAAUCUGAGGAAGAGGAGGAUAGUGCGGUCGCUUUUAAAAAAGCUGGAUCAGAAGCAAGUGAACCAGAUACUUCCAAAUUUAAGAAAAGCAUGGCUGAUGGAGAAGAAGGUAGUGAAAGCGAGUCUGACUGGGGCAGUUCUUCAGAUAGCGAGAGUACAAGUAGCGAGGAUGAAGGCCAAUAUCAAAAUAUACGUGAUCGAUUUAUCAAAAAAGUGACAGAUAAAGAGGAAGAAGAGGAUAAGGCAAAACGAAAAGAACAGCGGAAAGAGCGGAAAGAGAAGGAACGGAAAAAAAAGAAGGACGAGGAUGAUGAGGAAGGUGAAUGGGAAACGGUGAAAGGCGGAGUAGCCAUCCCAUCUGAAAAACCGAAAAUGUUCGCAAAGGAUGCAGAAAUUAACGUGGCCGCUGUCUUGAAGAAACUUUCCGAAAUCAUUGCGGCUCGCGGCAAAAAACGUACUGAUCGGAGGGAACAAAUUGAACUUUUACAUGAACUGCAAUCCAUAGCCGAUACCCAUAAUCUCGGGCCAGCAGUAGCUGUUAAGAUUAAAUUUUCCAUUGUAUCUUCCAUUUUCGAUUACAAUCCGAAAGUAUCUGAUGCAAUGAAACCCGAAUAUUGGUCAAAAAUAUUAGAACGUAUCACGGAAAUGCUUGAUAUGCUUUUAAACACAAAAGAUAUGGUUAUUGCAGAAGUAGUGUCCGAGGAUGCAGAAGAGUAUGAAACAUCUCCAUACAAAAUACACGGAUGUGUAUUGACAUUAGUAGAACGUUUGGAUGAAGAAUUCACUAAGUUAUUAAAAGAGUGCGAUCCACAUAGUAAUGAAUAUGUGGAAAGGUUGAAAGAUGAAAAACAAGUAUCCACAAUAAUAGAUAAAGUUCAAGAAUAUUUAGAGAGGCAAGGAUCUGUUUCUGAACUUUGCCGCGUGUACCUACGUAAAAUUGAACAUUUGUAUUAUAAGUUUGAUCCGAAUGUUCUCAAACAGAAAGAAGGAGAACUUGGACCAGACGUUGCAACAUCUGUGCAGGUUAUGGAGAAACUGUGUAAAUACGUUUAUGCUCAUGAUGGAACAGACAGGCUUAGAACACGUGCGAUUCUUUCUCAUGUUUAUCAUCACGCCCUUCACGAUAAUUGGUUCCAAGCGCGUGACCUCAUUCUAAUGUCUCACUUGCAAGAAACUAUUCAACAUUCCGAUCCAGCCACGCAAAUUUUGUAUAACAGAACCAUCGCUCAUCUGGGUCUGUGUGCAUUCCGUCACGCGAAUAUUAAAGACGCACACAACUGUUUAGUUGAUUUAAUGGUUACUGGUAAAGUAAAAGAGCUCUUGGCGCAAGGUCUUCUUCCUCAGAGGCAACAUGAACGCAGCAAAGAACAAGAAAAGAUAGAAAAACAGAGGCAGAUGCCGUUCCAUAUGCACAUUAACUUGGAGCUUUUGGAGUGUGUUUAUUUAGUUUCCGCCAUGCUCAUUGAAAUUCCGUACAUGGCUGCACAUGAAUUUGACGCGAGGAGAAGAAUGAUCUCCAAGACAUUUUAUCAACAGUUGAGAUCCAGCGAACGUCAGUCUUUGGUUGGACCUCCAGAAUCUAUGAGAGAGCACGUUGUCGCGGCGGCGAAAGCGAUGCGCAACGGAAAUUGGUUGGCAUGCAACAAUUUUAUCAUUAAUGAAAAGAUGAAUGCCAAAGUGUGGGAUCUCUUUUAUCAAGCGGACAAAGUUCGUGAUAUGCUUACAAGAUUGAUCAAAGAAGAAGCCUUAAGAACGUAUCUGUUCACAUAUUCCCAUGUCUAUGAUUCGAUCUCUAUGCCAAAAUUGGCGGAGAUGUUUCAACUAAAACGACCUGUUGUUCAUUCCAUCAUUAGUAAAAUGAUCAUUAACGAAGAACUCAUGGCGUCUUUGGAUGAUCCGACAGAAACAGUUGUGAUGCAUCGUAGCGAACCAAGUCGCUUGCAAUCGUUGGCGUUACAACUUACAGACAAAGUGAACAAUUUUGUGGACUCUAAUGAACGUAUCUUCGAAAUGAAACAAGGAAACUUCUUCUCGAGAGGAAAUCAAGGAAACUUCCGCGAUAGACAGAAUUACAAUCGACAGGGACAAGAUUGGGGACGUCAGAGACGCGACCGUGAUCGAGAUCGUAAUCGAGAGGAAAAUCGAAAUUAUUAAAUCAGAAAAUAUUGAAUAUUAUUUAUGUGGGUGUUUAACAGCGGAUUUCAUUAUUAUGCCAUGUAUAUACACUCAUGUGAAUAAUAUUAAAAAUUGCAGUAUAUAAAUAA
This is a messenger RNA of Frieseomelitta varia, 2917 nucleotides long. RefSeq names its product eukaryotic translation initiation factor 3 subunit C (gene eIF3c). The transcript is spliced from 12 exons. NCBI's taxonomy places the organism in Eukaryota, Metazoa, Arthropoda, Insecta, Hymenoptera, Apidae. Gene Ontology annotation, biological process: translational initiation. Gene Ontology annotation, molecular function: translation initiation factor activity; RNA binding; translation initiation factor binding. Gene Ontology annotation, cellular component: eukaryotic translation initiation factor 3 complex. The record is from RefSeq and is a predicted model, not a curated record. Bases 129 to 2807 code for a protein of 892 amino acids.